This is a messenger RNA of Pezoporus flaviventris, 824 nucleotides long. Its product is annotated as nucleolin-like. The record is from RefSeq and is a predicted model, not a curated record. Bases 106 to 795 code for a protein of 229 amino acids. NCBI's taxonomy places the organism in Eukaryota, Metazoa, Chordata, Aves, Psittaciformes, Psittacidae. The transcript is spliced from 2 exons.
UGCUGAUGGUGGUCUGCCCCCCCUCCCCUCACAGAGGUGGUCACCACCAAGGAAGAAGAGGUCCCGGAAGUAGUGACUGCCCAACCUGUCCAGCCAGAGAGCAGCAUGUUGGAGGAGGAUGAUGGUGACGAUGACGGUGAUGAUGACAGUGAUGCCGACAGCAACCUGGCAGAGCCCUGGAUCUUCAAGAAGUGGUUUGGCCGCUCAGUACCAGGGGAGGAGGAUGAGGAGGAGGAUGAGCAUAAGGAAGAAGAUGAGCAUAAGGAAGAAGAUGAGCAUAAGGAAGAGGAUGAGCAUAAAGAAGAGGAUGAGCAUAAGGAUGAGGAUGAGGAUAAGGAUGAGGAUGAGGAUAAGGAUGAGGAUGAGCAUAAGGAUGAGGAUGAAGAGCCCACAGAAGAACCCACGGACGUCCCUGAGGUGACACCACCUGUGACAGAGGUGAAGAAGAGCCGGGGGAAGAAGAAGGAGGAGAAGGCGCGGGAGGCCCGUGCUGCCCAGGCGGGGCGGAGCAGCCGGAGGGAGGCACGAGCCAAGGACCGGGCGCACGGGGACAGACCCAGCAGAGCCCCCAGGACCCACCGGGAACCGGAGCAGCAGCCCCAGAAGAAGCGGGGCCGGGAGGGGAGGGAGAGCCGGCGGGAGCGGGACGAGCCCAGGAGGGAGGGGGGAAAGGGACGUCCCGGCAGAGCCGGUGACAGCCGGGAGAGCCCGAAGCGGGACUGGAGGCAGCAGAAGGGCAGGAAGCCCUGGGAGGACGGCCCAGCCCGGCCCAGGGAGGGCAAGAGGCGUGACUGAGGCCGGGGCAGCCAAGGGGCUCGGUGAUG